Molecule: messenger RNA, 537 nt
Organism: Hevea brasiliensis (rubber tree)
Lineage: Eukaryota; Viridiplantae; Streptophyta; Magnoliopsida; Malpighiales; Euphorbiaceae
Product: secreted RxLR effector protein 161-like
Exons: 2
Coding region: 1-537 (178 amino acids)
Source: RefSeq, a predicted model, not a curated record
AUGGGAUCUUCUUCUCCUCUUAUUAAUGAAUUCAAAGCUUCCAUGGACAAGAAAUUCAAAAUGACAGAUCUUGCAGAGUUGCAGUACUUUCUUGGGCUUGAGGUGAAGCAAGUUGAAGAUGGCAUCUUUGUGUCAAAGAAGAAAUAUGCUGCUGAUUUGCUUAAAAGGUUUAACAUUUUGGGUUAUAAAAUUGCAGCCACACCAACGAAUUUAAAUGAAAAAUUGCAAGUUAAUGAUGUUAUUUCUAGGUUCAUGCAUUAUCCAUCAAAGCAUCAUUUUAGAGCUGCAAAAAGGGUUCUACGUUAUAUUGCUAGAACAGUCGAUUUUGGGAUAUGGUAUGGUCAUGUUUCAGAGUUCAAAUUAUUUGGCUAUACUGAUAGUGAUUGGGCUGGGUGUUUGGAGGAUAGAAGAAGCACAUCUAGUUAUGUUUUUAGUCUUGGAUCAGCUGCUGUGUGUUGGAGUUCAAAGAAGCAAACAACAACAGCCUUGUCUUCAUCUGAAGCAGAAUAUACAACUGCAAGUUCAUCAGCAUGUUAA